AUGAAAUUAAUAAUCUUGAUUCUUAUAUUCACUAGUGUUAUGGGUGCAAUAUUCGAAUAAGGAUAUGUGUCAUCAAGCACAAUUCCAGCCCAUAAAAUAUACCGACAAGUAUUUGAAUAUUGAUUAAGCAAGGAUAUAAAAUUUAAUAAUAAUUUUACAGAAAUUCCAAAAAUCGUUUUGAGUGUGAUUGGUUACCACUCUAACUACAAUACUUUAGACUUCUUUUCAAGAGUAACUGACAUUACAAAUGAGGGUAUUAUACUUUGAUUAUGAAUAAAGGUUUUUAAUUGUAAGUUAUAAGCGAUUGUGAAAUUAAUGAAAUCAGAUUUAAUUAUUUAGCAACAGAACAUAAAGAUGUUUAAACUGUAUGCAAUAAUAUUGAAGUUUAAAAAGAUUAAAUAGAUAUUAAAUUUAUUGCCGCAUUUGAAGAAUAACCAUAAGUAGCAGCCUUUUUAACAGGAAUUCACAGAAAAAAUUAAGAUGAUAUAAUUUUAGAGAUAAAAUCAAUAGAUAAACAUCAAGUUCAACUAACUACCCAAUCCAAAGCAGAAAGUUCUAUUGGUUUAUGUUUACUAAUAGGACCUUAGGAUGUAUUUAAUAGAAAAGAAUUACCAAUUAUGUAAAUAUCUCAAGGAUUACCAAAUACUUGUUUUUAUGGAAUAACAUCGUUAUCUGGAAUAACAGAUAAAGGUGUAUAAUUGAGUUUAAAUUAAUAAUAUGUUGAAAACUCAUAUGAAAUAGGAUUAACACUGAUAGAAAUCAAUCCAAAACAUAUUAGCAAAUAAGAAGAGGUUAAUGAUAAUAAUACAUUAUCAUUUGAUGAUUUAGUAGAUAAGUUUAGUCCAGUUUAACAAUAAAUAAAUACUGAUAUUUUUGAGACUGGAACCAAAACAAAAAUAAAUAGUAUAUAAAUAACUUAGGAAGAAUUAGAUUCAGAAUCUCAGAUAAACUCUAUAUCUUUCAUCUAUCCAGAAUAAUAAGAUCACUAAUUGUAUAUUGAAGAUGAAGAAUAGAAUCUUUAAUCAAAUCAAGAAGAUGUCGAAUAAAUUAUGACAAUUAGUGAAUCAUGGUUGUAACAUGACUUAUCAGUAGUAGAUUAAUCUAUAAACUAAUCAUAAGAAUCUCUUGAUAGCAAUUAAGCUUAAAUCAAUGAAGGAUAACAAUUUUUAACAAAUUUAAUUAAACCUCAAGAUUAUAACACAAAUUCAAUAGAAUAUGAAGAUUAUUAAUCACUUAAUCGUUAACCUGAGAAUAUUGUUAUUGUUGAUAGUACUUAAUAAAUUGUUGAUGAAAACGAUAAUAAAAUAGAAAAUAAUUAAGAUUUUGAAUUUGAUAACUCUAAUUAAAUGGAUUCCUCAAUUAAAUAUGAUAUUGAAAAUGAGAUAGAAAAUUAAAUUGAGGAAUAAAUAGAUUCCUCAUAAUAAUAAACUGUUGUUGAAGAUUUACAAGAAUAGAUUGUUGAAAUGCAAAAGGAAAUGUAAAAUUUGUAAUAAAAUUCUGAAAGUAAUUUAUCAUCUGAAUUUGAUCCAUUUAAAAUAAUUGAAUAACAAUAAUUUAUUGUUGAAUAAUAAAAAUAAUUGGUUGAAUAAUAAAAAUAAAUCAUAUUAUAAUAUUAAAGAUUAUUUGAAGAAUAAAUUAAAUAAUUAUCUGAUAAAUAACCAAAUAGCUAAAUUAAUGUAUAAUAAGUAGAUUAAGAAUUAAAAGGAGAUACUGAAUUAUAAGAAAAUACAAAUGAAGUUACAAAAUAAGAUUCAUUAGAAAAUACAGCAAUCCAAAAAGAACACCUUCAAAAAAAAUUAGAAACAGAUUAAGAAUAAUAAAAUUAUGAAGAUUCUUAAACUGAAGAAAAAUUAUAAUAAAACACUUAAGAUUAAAAGUAUGUUUUGUAAGAUAUUCCAAAUUUAAGUUUAGAAUACAAGAAUGACUUAGAAAAAGAUUUAGAAUCAUUUGACAGGCUCAAAUAAAAAAAAGACUAAAUAGAGGAAUAACAAGCAACUAAAAUUUUAAAAGAAAUAACUAAAGAUCUAUAAUUUGAUGAUAAAUUGGAAGAUACAAUAAAUUAAUUUGAAGAUGGUCUUAAUGAAGUAUUAUAAAUUAAAUAACGCAAUGUUAUAGAAUCAAAUUUAAAUAAUGAAAUUACAAACAUCACUUCAAAUAAGAGAGUUGAAUUUAGCAAUGUCUUAAAUAAAAUUUCAAGUAAUCACAUUUUUUUAUUUUUAGACCAAAACCUUUAAGAUGUGAGUAAUUAAGUUGAAAACAUAAGUUUAGAAGAAAUUAGUGAAGCAAUAUUCCCAUAAGAAUACGAAAUGGAAUAAGCAUACAUUGAUUGGUCAAUGAAUUAAGGCUUCAUAAAAAAUAGAAAUGAUUAAACAAUCAAUUAAGAACUUGUUUAAUAAACUAUUAUGCAAAACUAAUAAAGCUAAGAAGAAUUAUAAAAAUAAAUUGAAGAAUUCUUAGAAUUAGAUAAUAAUGAUUCACAUUUCAGUGAUCCACUUUUUGAUGAUUUUCAUUCAUUCUUUUCUGUGAAUUAAUAAGUUAAAAACAAUUUAAGGAAGAGAAAAGUAUUAAAUGUUUGA
Messenger RNA from Paramecium pentaurelia, 2576 nucleotides. NCBI's taxonomy places the organism in Eukaryota, Ciliophora, Oligohymenophorea, Peniculida, Parameciidae. The record is from the annotation of a GenBank genome assembly.